GGGGAGAGAGAGAGAGAGUUUAGGACCUCGUUUGAUUCGAAAAUUUACCUGUUCGUCCCACCACAUUCUCCCGUUGUAGUGAUGCUUUAGAAAAGACUUUGACUUCCGGGAUAUGGCCAAGGCGCGCACCAAUUAGACGUCUACCUCUCUCUGUCUCUCUCCCUCCCCGCUCUCUCUCUUCCGGUCGAUGGAUGCGUCUGCAGCGGCUCCUAGUAUGAUCACGGAUUGGAAGGUUUUGUGAAGGUUAUUUUCCGGUUUAAGGGAUAUAUGUAGUGACUGCUACUUUAAGGUGACUUCUUUUUCCAACAUUUAGGUGAUUCUUGCUCAGUCAAACCGGAUUCCUUGUAGUACGGGUGUUAUACUCUGGUUUCAUCAUGGACCAGUCAGGACAGCAGCAACAGCAGCCUGUUAUGGGUGUUGUGAGUGGAGCUCCUCAAAUGGCAUAUGCAGCUUCUCCUUAUCAACCUGCUCCAAUCGUGGCGCCUGGUGGUGGUUCCAUUGUUGGAGCUGUGCCAGCACCUACACAACCGGCAGCACCGUUUGCUGCUUCCCCUGCUCAGCUUGCUGCCCAACAUCAACUUUACCAGCAUCUUCAUCAUCAACAGCAGCAGCAGCAGCAGCAGCAACUCCAAGCAUUUUGGGCGAAUCAGGUCCGGGAUAUUGAACAGACAACCGAUUUUAAGAAUCACAGCCUGCCACUGGCGAGGAUCAAGAAGAUAAUGAAGGCUGACGAGGAUGUUAGGAUGAUUUCAGCUGAGGCACCUGUAAUAUUUGCCAAGGCUUGUGAAAUGUUCAUUUUGGAAUUGACAUUGCGAUCAUGGAUUCACACCGAGGAGAACAAACGGAGAACCCUGCAGAAAAACGACAUAGCUGCAGCCAUAACUAGGACAGAUAUCUUUGACUUCCUUGUUGACAUUGUACCGAGGGAUGAAUUGAAAGAAGAAGGGCUUGGCAUCCCGAGGGCUGCUUUACCUGCAGUAGGAAUGCAGCCAGAUGCCAUUCCAUAUUACUAUAUGCCUCCGCAGGCAAUGCCUCAGGUAGGGGCUCCUGGAAUGAUGGUUGGUAAGCCAGUCGAUCAGUCAGCACUCUAUCAACAGGCGCGUCCUGUUGCUUACAUGCCUUGGCAGCAGCAGCAGCAGCAACCAGCCCAAGCACAACAGCAACAGUCUCAGCAGCAGCAACAACAGCAGGCAGCAGACAAUGCCUGAGUUUGUCAAUUUCUGCUGGACAUGUUGAAUUAAUUUGGAAUCGAAGUGUCAUAAACUGUAAUUUACUAGAUUGUGUCUGGUGUGCCUUGUGCGAUAAAUCAUGUUACGGUUGUUUGCUCCAUCACUGACAACAAAGAAUUGGGCAGGCGGAGUUCAGGUUAUAUUCUGCACUGUAGUGGCCUCCUGUGAACACCUUGGCUGGGGUGUUAGUUCGAUUUAUGGUAGAUUAUUGUGCGAUGUUGGACUUUUGAAGUGUUCUGUUCACUUUGAAGAGACAGGACGUACUGGUCCAUUUCGAUUAUGUUUGUCCAUCUUUCUUUGAGGGCAGACUCAAUACAGCUGUAAGCAUACAGCUGUAAGCAUAGGUGACAGUAGCCAUAAAAUGCUGUGGGGUGAUUUUAUUCAAAAUUGACCAUUUGAAUGUGAUUUAUUUCGAUUGUGUUCC
Molecule: messenger RNA, 1653 nt
Organism: Nymphaea colorata (pocket water lily)
Lineage: Eukaryota; Viridiplantae; Streptophyta; Magnoliopsida; Nymphaeales; Nymphaeaceae
Product: nuclear transcription factor Y subunit C-2-like
Exons: 3
Coding region: 375-1208 (277 amino acids)
Biological process (GO): regulation of DNA-templated transcription
Cellular component (GO): nucleus
Molecular function (GO): DNA-binding transcription activator activity, RNA polymerase II-specific; protein heterodimerization activity; DNA binding
Source: RefSeq, a predicted model, not a curated record